AUGGCUAAGAAGAAAUCAUUUGAAAUGAAGCUCAAGGAAAUCAAUGAGAACCUCUCUAGGAUGAGCGCUGACACCGAGAAUGCUAGAAAUGCUAGUAAAUCCAUCGAACCAGCCACCGAAAGCUCGUCAGCUGCUCCAGACUCCACACCCACUCCGGCACCCCGUCGUCAGUCACCGAAGCAUCCACCGGGAUUGCCAAUUCCACGCGCCCAUGGUGAAUACAAAUACCCGUUCGAAUACAGCCCUAUUCGUGAAGCGACGGUCAUCGAGUCUGUGGAGCCGGCAAGCCGCCAAGGAUCGAUACAAGCACAAGGAGAUAUCACAACAAGCCGUGAAAGCACUGAAACAGUGACUGUGGUCGAGGAUGCUAGCCAGCAACCUCAGACUAUGUCUCCGAGAGAGCAAGGUCUAUUAAUGACUAGCGAGCAAAGCCCAAUGCUAGCUCCGCAGAACAUAUAUCUAAGCCAGCAACCUCACAGCAUGUCUCUAAGCCAGCAACCUCAGUGCAUGUCUCCUAAUGACGAUACAUGCGUCUACACCAAAGGCUCGGGAAGCCAGAUGAGCAUCCUGAUAGUCCACGUGGAUGACUUCAUUAUUGCUGCACCAACGGAUGUCGAAGUUAGCAAAAUUGCUGAGGGUAUCAAGGGUUUUUUUCCCAUUAAAGACCUUGGUGAACCUGCCGUUUUCCUAGGCUGCGCGCUCAGCCGGGACUACGCCAAUGGCACUAUCACAAUGAGCCAGACAGCUUAUGUGCAUGAAAUUUUGAAGAAGGCAGAUAUUGGCAGCGACAUGCUAGGGCCCACCAAUGCCGAUUACGAUGCUAUGAUCCACCUCGGUCGCUACCUAAAGAAGCACGACAACCUAGGAAUUGUACUAGGAAGAGUGAAAGAGCUGAGAUUUAUUGCUCAUGCAGAUGCCUCGCAUGCCGACUGGCAGGACAGGAAGUCCACCGAAGGCAGCAAUUGGUGGUUCGCUGGCGCCCCGAUCAUGUGGUCUACAAAGAAACAGACGGUAGUAGGAUCAUCUACUACUGCGGCGGAAUGGUGUGCCCUGGAUCAACCAGCCAAAGACGCCAAGUGGCUUGCUAAGAUAGCAUGCCAGCUUGGUCUCCCGAGAUACCAGGACCCCAUUACCAUUUUCACCGACAACAUUAACACCCAGCUACUUUUGGCAAAGAAAGGGUGCAAGAACAGCACCAGAUGGCUUGAAAUACGCUGGUUUUUCGUCAAGAAUGCUGUGGCAAGAGGCCAUAUCGACGUCAAGCGAGCUGACACGAAGCGCAACCCAGCUGACGGCUUCACCAAAGCACUUGACCUCAUUGCAUUCAAGAGAUUCUUGGAGAUGCUAGGAAUGAAGGCCAUAAAGUGA
Messenger RNA from Penicillium arizonense, 1368 nucleotides. RefSeq names its product Ty1/Copia family ribonuclease HI. The record is from RefSeq and is a predicted model, not a curated record. Lineage: Eukaryota; Fungi; Ascomycota; Eurotiomycetes; Eurotiales; Aspergillaceae. The transcript is spliced from 3 exons. The coding region runs from base 1 to 1368 and encodes 455 amino acids.